UUUGACCUAUCUUUUUCCCCCCCAUAAACUUGCCAUGUCAUCAUGUCAACCGCCAGGUAAAUUAAAGGGUACACAUAGCGCGAUUGAUACCGGCGAAAUAGGAAAACAGUAAUAGACAUGUCCUUAAAUACAGGAUCAAAUGAAGCUGUCAGCCAAACAGAAAUUUUCUAUAUUUAGACGAGCUCAUUGACAUUUUCAGGUAAAAAUUGCGAAUAUUGUUUAAUAUUUUUCACCAUGUAUAGGCUUCAAACCAGGAAUUGUGGCACAUAAUUUACACAAACUCGCACCCAAGAAAGUAAUUUGGUAGAUUUUCGAAUGAGGGUUUUUUUCGUAAUCUCCUUUUCCGUUCUUUGAUUAUCUGUUUUUCUUUUCUCUUUUAUUUAAUACUUUUAGGAUUUGGUUGAGCUUUCUCUUUUCAAAUGUAUGAAAUAAGAUUGUAAUUAAGUACAGUGCAAAAUAAUAGUUUGAUUAUAAGAUAAUAUUUUUAUAAAAUUGAAAUGAUUCUUUGAAAAGUAAGUCAUUUUGUAAAUAAAGAAAAUGGAUGUUAAUGCAAAUGAUGUUCAAGUUUUUUUAAAGAAAAUACUGAAUUUUUCUUCCAAAACUUUCGUUAGUUUUGCUAUAAAAUAUCCAUUUGUAUCAUUAACUUUAUUAUUUUUAUUUCUCAUGUACAUAAUUUUUCCAUCAGUGUUCUGGUUUUUGAUUUAUUUGUUUCCCUUUAUUGUUUCUACUGCUGUUAUUUUUAGAAUCUUUCCUAGUCUUUAUAAAAGGGAUGAGAAGAAUAAUAAUGGAGAACCUUGUGGAACAAUUGUUGGUAGAAAUGGGAAGUCUUUGGUUCAUGUUUGCUCUGUUAGACGAAGAAGGGCGAAAGACAUUAGAAGAGAAGAUGAUAAUUCACAAAACAAUGUGGAUGAGAAAAGUACUAUUUUCUCAAUGAAUGUCAAUUAUGAUUUGGUUGACAAACAUGCCUUGGUAGAAGAAUACCCAAAAGAAAUUCGGGAGGUGGAGGUCGAUUCUUCAUCUAAUCCCUCCCAAUGUUCCUACUUGUGUACAUCUAAGAGUCCAAAAUCAAAAUUUGGUAAUGGCUCCUAUGGAAGGUCUAAAAAAUUUAAUUUUGGUAGAAUUGAAAUAGGAAAUUUAGAGGACUCUGAAGAUGAAGAGGAGGCAAGAGAAGCUGGUAAUAAAGCUGUGGAAUGGAUUGUGGAUGAUCAAAAGAAUCUCAUGGAUCUUGGGAUUUCAGAGAUUGAAAGGAAUAAAAGAUUGGAGAGCCUAAUUGCCAGACGGAAAGCCAGGAAAUUGUUCAGUCUUCAGGUUAGAAGGACACUGAGGAACAUGAGUAGCAACGAUCCCGCGGGCCAAAUCGCUCAUAUUACUAUACCUAAAAACAAUCUUCUUCGAAAUAACAUUGGUCAGUUUUCACCUGGUCCAGGCUCGGCUCCUUCUGUUUUAAUACCUAUGCGCAAUCCUUUCGAUCUUCCUUAUGAUCCAUUUGAGGAAAAACCUGAUCUCACGCGGGACAGUUUCAAUCAAGAGUUUAUGGCAGUUCAGAUCAAGGACGUACUGUUCUGCAGGCACGAGAGUUUCAGUUUAGGGGCUCCCUUACCCAAAGAAUUCGUGCAGGAUUGUGCAGAAACCUCAGCGUAUUGUGACUUUGGAUUGAGACAGAGAGCUUUGAAAGGAAUUGCAUGCUCCAAACCAGGAUGCAAAUUAGAGAGCAAAUUCAAUGGGAUAGUAGAGCCAGAACCAUUUCAAGAACCUAAAUCUAAGACAAAAGUUGACAGUGCUGAUGAUCAGAUCAAAGAAUUCAUCCAAGUGUGUGAGCAAGGACUUGAACCACAUAAUGAAAUAGAUAACGUUGAAGUGCAGACAAAACCAAUUCCGAUUGAAGAUAUCAAUGGUAGGCCAAGCUCAUCUUCUUCCUCAGAAGAGGAUGAACUAUUCUACAAGAUGGACAAAGAUGCAGUAUUGAAAUCUAUUGCUUCUCCGGCUAUUGGGAUCAUUGCUGAAGAUAAGGAGAAUAAUGGCCAAACAGGUGACCAUUCAAAUUAUGACGAUCCCCAUUUGGCGAAGACCAGGUUACAGAAGCGCCUCUAUUAUGCUAACAAGACACUGCACCAUCACACUCGUGCCCUUUCCAUUCCAUCUGACUUGCAAGUGGAGUUUUCAGAAGUAAGUUGUCCUCAAACGCAUGAUGAAGACUUAUCAUAUCAGGAUGAAGAAAUUUCAAUAUACGAUAUGGACUUGGAUAAGGAGAUUACCUCGAGUAGUGAAGACUUGUUGGCAGCGUCAUCUCACCUAUCUGGAAUAGAUGAAAAUGAAUCAGAAGUGCAUGAGAUCAGUGAUAAAGAUAUCAUGGAAGUUGGAUUUUCAAGAAUUAACAAGUUUGAGGAUAAGACACUGUCAAACACACUGGCAAAGAAAGUCACUGAACAAAAUUCUAUUGGUGCAAAUUCAUUUUCGCCUUCUAAGACUGACUUUUCUAACAGCUAUCAGGGCUGUACAACCGACUUCAAUGCAAAGAUUCAUGGAGAAUUGCAGAGCUAUUCAGUUUCUGCACAGGAACCUUCUGAUCCCUGUGAGAAGUUGAAGAGUGAGUUGAGUGCAAUUUGCGAUGUAAAUGGUUCUCUGCAGUAUGAUAUAGGAAACCAGUCAGAACAGUCUUUAACAAUUGAUUCAGAUUCAACUGAACACAUUGGAAGUCAAUCUGAGAAACAGGAUAAGUGUUGUCGCAUGUUAGAAUCCACUGCUUCGAUAUCUGAUAACCGAAUGACUUCUGAAGAUUCUGACAACAGAUUGAAAAAAGAUAUUGAACAUGAAGAGGUGGCGACUGCUUCAACACCGUUUGAGGAUCAUAACAAUCUCGAAUUACUUCAACAUACUGAAGAUCAGCUACAUUCUUCCGAAGUUGGAACUUCUGGGACUUCUCUGGUGUCUGAUGAUCCCCAAGCACCUGUAUCACCAAUGAAUGAACAAAUUCCUGCUGACCCAAGUUUAUGCACAUCCCCCCAAUCUGUACUACAACAAAACUUUUCCAUGGAUAACCUAUCAGAAUUUCAGCAAAAUAUACAAAUGGAGAUUGGGCAGUUUAACAUGGUAGUAGAAAACAACAUGCUGAAUGAAAUUAGAACUGAAGUUUCCGGUGAAAUUUUGUCCCAAAGUUCAAUGCCGUCGGAGGAUUCAAACUACCCACGUAAUGGUGCAGAUAUCGAACAGCAGGAAUCUUCCCAUCAUCAAGAGAAGCCUACCGGAGAAGUUGACACACAUAUUGAUAUUGAUGAACCAACUAAUUACGAGGAUCAAAUGCAAAACGUGGUACUAUGUGAAGAUACUGGACAUGAGAACCAGUUGAAUUAUCCAAUGGACUGUGAAGAAUGUGGCAAAGCUACAACUUCAGAAAGUUAUGAAGUGGCCAAAAUUGAGCUUCAAAAAUUUGCUGAUGACAGAACUCCUAUUGCCUCGUCAAUAUUAGUGGAAGAGAAUGGUAACUCGGGGACCCAUAAAAAGUCUGAAGAGGAUGAAGAAGCUAUACGCCAUGCAAAUACAUACGGUUCAACGCUAGGCAAUGCAGUAAAAUUAGAAAUUAGUACUAGUAAUGGAGAAAGCCGUGAUGAAACUAUCCUAUUAGGUGUUCCAAAAGAGAGAAGCGAUACAGAGAAUUCUAUAAUUUGCGUUACAACAGAUGAACCAUCAAAUUCUUCAUCGAGAAGCAUUGAGGAAUCCACAAGCGUUUGCAUAGUGAAUAAACCAAUAACUAACAAGAGAAGUGAAUGCAGCCCAGAGGGUACGUAUGGUGGAUUUGAAGAAGAAUCAAAAAGAUAAAAGUAAGACCAGAUUCUGUUAGCGAAAAAUUCAUUGCAGCCAAGUUUAGCUUAGAUGACUACGAAUGCGGUAGGAGUUGAUUUCACAUGUUCGCUGUUGGAAAUCAAAGUUUAGUCUGUAUUUAGUUAGUGGCUAGAGUAAAACUUUUACUAGUAAGUGAUUACAUUAGUAUUUUUAUACCUUUUGUAGCAUAGCAGUGUUGUCGUUGCAGAUGGUUCUGCAGUGAAACAAGCUAAACUCGUCAAGUUCAUUCUGAGAAUUUAUUAUAAGGAAACUAUUGCCAAUCUAAACACUGCAUCUGUUUAUUUGUAUUUUGUCCUCAAUGAACUACUUG
Olea europaea var. sylvestris is the source of this 4150-nucleotide messenger RNA. RefSeq names its product probable GPI-anchored adhesin-like protein PGA55. The coding region runs from base 538 to 3816 and encodes 1092 amino acids. The record is from RefSeq and is a predicted model, not a curated record. Lineage: Eukaryota; Viridiplantae; Streptophyta; Magnoliopsida; Lamiales; Oleaceae. The transcript has 5 exons.